Messenger RNA from Symbiodinium sp. CCMP2456, 339 nucleotides. NCBI's taxonomy places the organism in Eukaryota, Dinophyceae, Suessiales, Symbiodiniaceae. The record is from the annotation of a GenBank genome assembly.
AUGCAGAUGCCAACACUCAUCAGGUGGUUCGCCUGCUUUCUGGUCGUGGCUUUGGCGCAGAACCUCAAGGGCAGCGUGGACGUCGUGAGCGCUGUGACGGAUGAUUCUACAGCGGCCGCCCCAACGGAUCUGCAUCAUGACGAGGCUGAGUCGAAGCUCCAUCCUCCUACGACACCGCAAGCCCUCGCGGCCUUCGUCUUGGUCUUUCUGAUUCCUGGAAUCGGGCUGAUCGUCAUGAAGAAGGGCAAGGACAACGGCUGGGAGGGAGCCUUCGGCUUCAUCUGCUGCAUCAUCACGCUCGUCUGGGUGUACACCGCCGUGCUCGCCCUCUCCGCUUGA